Branchiostoma floridae (Florida lancelet) is the source of this 848-nucleotide messenger RNA. RefSeq lists its product as uncharacterized. The transcript is spliced from 2 exons. The record is from RefSeq and is a predicted model, not a curated record. The coding region runs from base 26 to 370 and encodes 114 amino acids. NCBI's taxonomy places the organism in Eukaryota, Metazoa, Chordata, Leptocardii, Amphioxiformes, Branchiostomatidae.
CCUCUGGGCGAUAUAUUGAAACAUUAUGGGUAACAAACGAGCCCGAGCCGACGAAGUUGUCAUGGACACCUUUAUGGAAGGUAACACAUCCUCAGGGAAGAAGAGGCGCUUUCCAGUUCACAAGGGUCUGGCUAAGAGGCACAUCUCUGCGUCCCUGGAUCCGCGGCUCCACCCACCACACUACCCGGAUCCUUUCCGCCCACUGCGGCCUGUCACUCAGUCCUACUAUCAUUUCCCGGCCGUGCCGACAGUCGUUGUUCCCUCCUUUCUGCCUGAAACAGGAUUUGAGCCGAUGGACUGGGAGCAGAGCGUUUAUUCAGAGACUGUUAUCCAUGUGUCCGAGCCAGAAACUCCCAUGGAGUGGGAAUAAGCCGACAGCGUUACUGUUUGGAGAGUUGUCAUCCCAAGGAAAAGAACUGGGUGAAACAUGACAGUCAUCGCGAUAAACGUCUUCGUGAUGGAAGAGACGAACGAUGUGGCAGCGCCAAGUAAAGACUCUUCGAAGUUCCUAACAGACCGUUGUGGUGGCGGAAUAUACGUACAUGUAACCAGAACGAAGAGUGAAGUAUUUGUCAUGGUUGACCCUCAAAUGUCUAGGAACAAUUUCCACGCAGAAACAAAUGCGUAGCGCUCUUCUUCCGAACCACAUGGAACGCCACGUUUUGAACUAGUGUUACCUAGAGUUACAUAAACUGCACACAGUUAUAUUUACACAAAGUAACGCCCCGCCAGGCGUUGGUGCUGUUGACGUUACCAUGGUUUUCCAUCAAAUAACUCGACUCGUUGAGACGAUAUAUGUUAUCUGUUGGAGAUGUUCAUUGCUUAAAUAAAGACAAGUGAAAGACAAA